Messenger RNA from Xylaria bambusicola, 1059 nucleotides. RefSeq lists its product as uncharacterized. The transcript has a single exon. Gene Ontology annotation, biological process: mitochondrial translation. NCBI's taxonomy places the organism in Eukaryota, Fungi, Ascomycota, Sordariomycetes, Xylariales, Xylariaceae. The record is from RefSeq and is a predicted model, not a curated record. Gene Ontology annotation, molecular function: structural constituent of ribosome. Gene Ontology annotation, cellular component: mitochondrial large ribosomal subunit. The coding region runs from base 307 to 834 and encodes 175 amino acids.
AGCGGGCCGACUUUCUAAAAGCCUAGAAAUUUGGCGAUGUAUCUGGGUCUACAAGCUUCAUUCCUCAUAUGCGCAUUAUGCAUUGGACUUUCAACACAAAUUCUCAGAAACAAUAAGAGCAGCUGAAAGUUUUGGCGCUUUGAAGAUUGUCCUAAAAAUCUUCAGUGUCAUUGCCCUCUCUACCGAGUAUUGCGACCCGGAUCAAUAGAAUUGCCCUAGCAGGUGGCUAAUAUAACCUGGAAACUACCUACCUUCCUUCAUCCUUAACCUACCAGACCGAAUAAAAAGAUAUACAACACUACGAACAUGGCGACAAGGCUUCCGAGCGCCCUUCCCCGGCGUCCUAUGACUGCGUUCCCCUUCUCUCCCCUGAACAACACACACAUAUCGACGCCGUACUUAGCGCCCUCACACACGCCUCUCUCGCGCACGCCGAGCCGUGCCGCGACGCUCAUCCGCCGGCCACGCCGUCCGUACUCGUUCACGCAGCUGGUGCAACUCUCGGACGGCAGUACGUAUACGAUGCGGACGUCAUCCCCACUUGGCAUGUACAAGAGCACCAAGGACACGCGGAACCACGCGCUCUGGAACCCUAAUGAUAAGAGUUUGCAGAACGUCGAGGUCGACGAGGCCGGAAAGCUGGCCGCCUUCCGUGCGCGCUUUGGGCGAAGUUGGGAUGCUGGCACGGAGACUGUGGAGGAAGACCAGGCGAAGGGAAGUGGUGGUGCUGCUGCUGCUAGUGCUAAAAAGGAUGUCGGAAGCGAGGAUGCUCUGGCAGAUCUGAUCGCAGGCUACGCGGCUGGGGUGCCUGAUUCCUCUCCAAAGAAGAAAUGAGGCGGCGACAACGGUGCGGUGUUGAGCCACUGGGUUAGAGCAGAACCAGAUGACUACGACGAUCAUGGAAGUUGAAAGUUCGACCACAGUAUAACCGGUCCCGUAACUCGUGGUUCACUAUCACUUCACGAUGUAACCUGUCCGGCAUAUGAUGACAUUGAGACUAAAGUUUCUUGUCUGUUCAUUAGGCGCAUUGAGGAUUUUGUGUGACUAUAUGUACAACCC